ACACGAUUCAAUUCCUUUUUCAUCAUCCCACCUCUCCACUGAAUCCGAUUCCCAUUCAUUCUUCGAUCUCCACCAAUGUCUCGCCUUCUCUCUCGCCGAGGAAUCACCUCCAUUGCUCCGCGAUUCGCCGGGAAUUGGCUCUCCUCCUCCCUCUUCCUCGCUUCCAGAAGGAUACAUUCAUCUUCACCCCCUUUUGCAACUGUAGCAGCUGUGGAAAUUUCGGGUUCUCACCCUGCUGAAGUGCAGAACUUGGUGCAGGGUAAGUGGACAGGGUCUAAUAGUUGGAACUGGAUCAUUGAUCCCUUAAAUGGAGAGCGAUUUAUUAAGGUCGCCGAAGUUCAUGAGGCAGACAUUGAGCCAUUUGUGGAAAGUUUAUCCAAAUGUCCAAAAUACGGCCUCCAUAACCCACUUAGAUCACCAGAGAGAUAUGUUAUGUAUGGUGAUAUUUCCGCAAAAGCUGCCAACAUGCUUGCUCAACCAGAGGUCUCUGAUUUCUUCACAAGACUUAUUCAAAGAGUUUCUCCGAAAAGCUACAAUCAAGCAUUAGCUGAAGUAACUGUUUCUCAAAAAUUUUUGGAAAAUUUUUCUGGAGAUCAGGUGCGGUUCCUUGCACGGUCCUUUGCUGUGCCUGGCAACCAUCUUGGGCAACAAAGCCAUGGCUAUCGUUGGCCAUAUGGUCCUGUUGCUAUCGUUACUCCAUUCAAUUUUCCAUUAGAGAUUCCUCUGCUGCAGUUGAUGGGUGCGCUUUAUAUGGGCAAUAAACCAAUUCUCAAAGUUGAUAGCAAGGUAAGCAUAGUGAUGGAGCAGAUGCUUCGUUUGCUCCAUGAAUGUGGGCUGCCAAAGGAAGACACUGACUUCAUUAAUGCUGAUGGUAUAACAAUGAACAGGUUCCUCUUGAAGGCAAACCUACAAAUGACUCUCUUCACAGGAAGUUCACGUGUGGCAGAAAAAUUGGCUGCCGAUCUGAAGGGACGUGUUAAACUGGAAGAUGCAGGUUUUGACUGGAAAAUCCUUGGCCCUGAUGUACAGGAGGUUGAUUAUGUUGCGUGGGUAUGCGAUCAGGAUGCUUAUGCUUGCAGUGGACAAAAGUGCUCUGCACAGUCGAUUCUUUUUAUGCACGAGAACUGGGCUUCAAGCGGACUUAUUCCUAAAAUGAAAAAUCUAGCGGGGAGAAGGAAGCUAGAAGAUUUGACUAUUGGCCCUGUUCUUACUGUUACAACUGAAACCAUGCGGGAACACAUUGAGAAGUUGCUUGAAAUUCCUGGAGCAAAGCUGCUCUUUGGGGGCGAACCGUUGGAGAAUCAUUCUAUUCCCAAAGUCUAUGGUGCUCUGCAACCAACAGCUGUUUUUAUUCCUAUACGUGAAAUUCUUAAAGACUAUAACUUUGAGCUUGUGACUAGAGAGAUUUUUGGGCCCUUCCAGAUUAUAACUGAUUACAAACAAGAUGAACUUCAGAUGGUGUUGGAUGCUUGUGAGAGAAUGCAUGCACAUUUGACAGCUGCACUGGUUUCAAAUGAUCCGUUGUUCCUUCAGGAUGUUCUUGGGAGAUCGGUUAAUGGAACAACAUAUGCGGGAAUUAGAGCGCGAACAACUGGCGCUCCGCAAAACCACUGGUUUGGACCAGCUGGUGAUCCAAGGGGUGCAGGCAUUGGAACUCCGGAAGCAAUUAAACUUGUUUGGUCUUGCCAUAGGGAAAUCAUAUUUGACAUUGGACCUUUGCCAACGCAUUGGGAACUCCCACCUCCAACCUAAACCAUCCAAGCUGCCCUCGCUCUCUCUCUCUCACUCACUGUGAUGUUAUGGGAAAAAAUAAAGAUUUGAGGUAAGAAAAUUGAGGAAGUUUAUGGUGUAUUAAUAUAUUAUGAUACUCAACCUUGGCACGGCUCAGAGUGUUUCAAGGGACACCAUGCUACAUGUUACGCUACUUUCAUGCUAGUGGUGUUUUCCUGUGUAAAGGAUUCUAAUAAAACUUAAGGACUGAAUCGGUUUGAUUUUUGGACUCCAA
Dioscorea cayenensis subsp. rotundata (Guinea yam) is the source of this 2005-nucleotide messenger RNA. Its product is annotated as probable aldehyde dehydrogenase. Gene Ontology annotation, molecular function: L-glutamate gamma-semialdehyde dehydrogenase (NAD+) activity; aldehyde dehydrogenase (NAD+) activity. The record is from RefSeq and is a predicted model, not a curated record. NCBI's taxonomy places the organism in Eukaryota, Viridiplantae, Streptophyta, Magnoliopsida, Dioscoreales, Dioscoreaceae. The coding region runs from base 76 to 1752 and encodes 558 amino acids. Gene Ontology annotation, cellular component: mitochondrion. The transcript is spliced from 16 exons.